Messenger RNA from Suillus bovinus, 1827 nucleotides. RefSeq lists its product as uncharacterized. Bases 1 to 1827 code for a protein of 608 amino acids. The transcript is spliced from 3 exons. Lineage: Eukaryota; Fungi; Basidiomycota; Agaricomycetes; Boletales; Suillaceae. The record is from RefSeq and is a predicted model, not a curated record.
AUGAAGGAGCCACCGUUUAAUAGAAAAAUCACCGCGAAACUCGACUACAAUGGCGGUCAUGCACCUCUUCGCUUCAAUUCACCAUCUAGGCCAGCAUCACCAACAAAACAACCGAUGCAGUCAUCUCUCUCGCCGCCAGGAUUCCGUCCGACAGCCAAGGUCAGCUCAAAAGCUACCAGUGUCCGGAGACUGUCGGGUUCAGUUUCAUUGAAUAACAUCAACAAAGCAACACACUCUAGACCUGGGUCGCCUUCGAAACCAGCCCGAAGUCCCGGUCCUUCCAUAGUCACGAAUCCCGUUAAAGCUCGCGUUACGGCGCGGCCUGCAUCCAAGUCCACUACCACAUCUCCUGUGUCCAGUCCAUCUCCUCUAGAGUCGCGUCAGCGAUCAUCUACUACUGUUGCGUCAAGGCUACGACCUCCGCCCAAAGAAGACCGACCACGUAGCGAUAGCGUUGCCCUACAUCAUGCACAGUCUACCUCAGCAUCACGGAGAAAUUCACCAUCGCCCCGAACUCUGCUUUCUUCCGAACUUCCACUCGUACGCGUCGACCAAGGCCGUGUAUCACCAUCACCUCCCAUCAGGAUUAAAUCCAAGGUUUCUGGGUUAGCCAAAUCUAAUAGUAUCGAAACAGAUCCCGCUCGCUCGUCAACAUCCCCGUGGGUAACCACCAGGCCUACUCAUACGAGACCACCUAUACCUUCGCUGUCCUCAAGUCUCCCGUUAAACGCGCCUCCAAGUCCUCCUAAUUCGACUACGGUGCCAAAUUUCUAUCCCAUAACGACCGCAGCUCCUGCUGCUAAUCCCCACAGAUACCCCUCGCCGCGACGCGGCCCCUCACCUACACCCUAUCCAUAUCAAACAUUCACUCCACCUGAAGGACCUUUAAAAGCAGCUAGGCAGGUCCUGAAAGCGAAGGUCAACCCUGCUUCCAUUCCUCUUCCUCCACAUUCACCACCAAUAUCUGCAUUAUCAUUAUCUUCCAAGUCGUCCGUAUCUAGAAGCUCGUUGUCUUUGGAUUCCUCUCAUGCAAGUGCACCAACGCUUAGCUCUCACAUAAACGAGCGUUCAGAUACUGAAUCUGUUCGAGCCAAUAAUGGCCGUUCCCUUCAGAGCGAUCAUGACGACACAAUUUCGCCUACGACCAGUGCACAACAAUCUAGCCAAGAUCAGGAUAACGAUCUUGACUCUGAAAGCUCGGAGCACAAGGCCAGGGCUGCAGCCAAGUCUAAUCGAAAGAUUGCCGACUUGGAAAUAACGAAUAAAUCCCUCCUUCUUAUCAAUGCAUCACUUGAAACUACGAAGAACCGUCAAGCCAAAGAAAUUCGAGACCUCAAGCGGAAACUUCGUGAAUCUCGACUUAUUCUUCCCCCUAGAGCAUUCAGGGCCGUUGAGUCCCUUGCUCACGAAGAAGAAGAUGAAGAAGGGGAUGAUGACGAUGAUGAUGAUAGUGAAGAGGGUGAGAAUGAACCCGAUGAAGCUUAUGCGAGGGUGAGGGGUAUGCUAGAGGGCCUUCUAGAAUCAGGCAGGAAAGCCUUGGUAGAGACUCCUGACGAUUUCCGGCAGCGCCUCUCUGCCAAAGUCCUGAAUGCCGAUGAAGUCCGCUCAUGGAGAGAUUCAGGGCAGGAAUCUGAUACCGUCCUUGAUGACCACAGCACAAGGGACAAUAGGGAGAUCCAGGUUACAGUUCACCUCUCUCCCUCACACAUUGCUGUGCCUGACAGUGAUCAUGAUGACCUCUCGGAUGACGAGGUCGAACAGCUAACCUUGAAACCAGAUACGCCACCACCCUCUCAUUUGCCUCCAGUCAGGGUCGCUCUUUCUUAA